Molecule: messenger RNA, 1503 nt
Organism: Thermochaetoides thermophila DSM 1495
Lineage: Eukaryota; Fungi; Ascomycota; Sordariomycetes; Sordariales; Chaetomiaceae
Product: glutamyl-tRNA amidotransferase-like protein
Exons: 2
Coding region: 1-1503 (500 amino acids)
Biological process (GO): glutaminyl-tRNAGln biosynthesis via transamidation; mitochondrial translation
Cellular component (GO): glutamyl-tRNA(Gln) amidotransferase complex; mitochondrion
Molecular function (GO): glutaminyl-tRNA synthase (glutamine-hydrolyzing) activity
Source: RefSeq, a predicted model, not a curated record
AUGCUAGCCAGAAGCAGGCCCAGCAGCCUCCCCUGGCUCCCCAAAGAUGCUAUCCCUUCACCACACUCACCCACACGCUUCACCCUCGCCGUAAAAGACAAUAUCGCCACGGCCGACGGACACACCACCACAACCUGCGGCUCGCCAUUCCUAUCCAACUACCGCUCCCCGUUUGAAGCAACCAUCGUCUCACAAUUGCGGGCAAGAGGCGGGCGUGUCGUGGGGAAGACUAAUCUGGAUGAGUUCGGCAUGGGGAGUCAUAGCGUGCACUCUGCUUUUGGGGCGGUCGCGCAGGACUCACCAGAACAAUUAGCGGGGGAUGUGAAGGCGUUGAGAUCGGCGGGUGGUUCCUCCGGCGGCAGCGCAGUGUCCGUGUUGUUGGGCGAAGCCGAUGUCGCGCUGGGGACAGAUACAGGCGGCUCUGUGCGGUUGCCGGCUGCGUAUUGUGGCGUGGUGGGGUUCAAGCCUAGCUAUGGGAUGCUUUCGCGGUUUGGGGUGGUGCCGUACGCCAAUUCCUUGGAUACGGUUGGCUUUUUGGCGAGGGAGGUACGCCCGAUUAGGGAACUCAUCGUUGGGGAUGGAACGACGCAAGGGCUUUGGGCUGAGCAUGAUCCAAACGAUCCGACUAGUUUAACUCCUUCCGCGAGGAAGCGCUGCGCCCGCUCGAGACAGUUCUACUCUCCGUCCCAGUCCCCCGACCCCUCAAUACUGAACGGCCUACGCCUAGGCCUCCCUCUAGAAUAUAACAUCCACGAACUUUCCCCCACCAUCCGUGACGCCUGGUCCCGCGCGGCCUCCCUUCUCCAGUCUCACUUUUCCGCUCGCAUCAUCCCGGUCUCCCUCCCCUCGACCCGGCACGCCCUCUCCGCAUAUUAUGUCAUCGCGCCCGCGGAAGCGUCCUCCAACCUUGCCAAAUAUGACGGUAUCCGGUACGGUGUGAGAGACACUUCCGUCGAGAACGACGCCGCUGCCGAUGGUGUAUUAUAUGCGUCGUCACGAGGCAAAGGUUUUGGUCCCGAGGUGAGGAGACGUAUCCUGCUGGGGGCAUACACACUCAGCUCAAAGGCAAUGGAUAACUAUUUCUUACAAGCCCAGCGAGUGAGAAGGUUGGUACGGCGGGACUUUGAUCGGGUGUUUGCGCUUCCCAACCCGCUGGUUGAUCCCGACCAGCAGGUGUUCGAUCUCUCUGACCUACCUGAGGGCACCAUCAUGGAAGAUAAAUGGGGACCAGAAGAGGUCGACUUCCUACUCUGUCCCACGGCACCGACGUUGGCGCCUACACUGGGGGAGGUCAUGGAGGGCGGGAGUCCGGUGGAUGAGUAUGUUAAUGAUGUGUUUACCGUACCAGCGAGUUUGGCGGGGUUGCCGGCGGCUAGCGUGCCCAUGCCUGUAGAGGGGGAAGGAGAAGGGAAGACGGCGGGGUUGCAGUUGAUUGGGCAGUAUUGGGAUGAUGCGAGGUUGCUGGCUGUGGCGGAGGUGAUCAGGGAAAUUUUGAGAGGGUAA